AUGUCUCUCGACCCUCCGCCGUACCUCGCUCAGUUGCAGAGCAACAUCCGCCAGCGACCAAUCCCCUGGGAUGGCGCCGCUCGUGCAGGCACAAUCACAGAGGACCAGCUGGCUAAGAUCCGUGCGGUCGACAAGGUCCGGACGGAGCAGCGAAAGCAGAUCGUGGAAGGCGACCUGGACGGAUACCGGCGCCUCUUCGUGGGCGAGCAGGGCACACCCAGCGUGAUUGAAACGGCCAGCAAGCGUUCCGAUGUCAUCAAAUAUAUACUUGUGCUUCUCAGCGACUUGCUGCAGGUUGUCCCCAGUCUCGCAAGCGCACUCUUCAAGAACCCGGAUCCCUACAAACACUUCUUGCCACUGCUUGGGCAUUCCGAUAACUCGGAAGACCGCGUCCCUCUUCUGACCUCAUCAGUACUAUCCCUUCUCAUGGCGCGAUCAAGAGACCAGUCCAAGGUCACUGAAGAGUCCUUCCCUACCAUCAUCAGCUAUCUCUGCAACCUAGUCAAGGAUACCAGCGAUGCCAGCCUGCAGGAUAUAGCUGUCAUGGAGUACUCAUCCAUGCUGUACUCCAAGAAGAUGAAGCAGCUGUUCUGGAAGCAACGUAGCGAGACGGUUGCCCCCCUCAUCGACAUUCUGCGAAAAGCAGCCGGUGUCAGCAACGACUCUUCCGCCAGCUUGUGGAGUGGAAACACAUCGAGCAGAGCCAAUGGCUUUGAGGGCAUUGGCGGUGGUGUCGGUCUCCAGCUGCUCUACCAUGUUCUGCUCAUCUUGUGGCAACUGAGCUUCGAGGCUGAAGAUAUUGGCGAUGAGAUGGACGACGAGUACGACAUCAUUCUGUUGUACACACAGCUUCUGAAGCUGUCGCCAAAGGAGAAGACCACCCGUCUGAUCCUAGCGACCUUUAAGAACCUGCUUGACGCCAACCCCUCCACGUUGCUGCCAACUGCCGUGCUGGCGAGGCUCCCUGCGGUUCUGCAGAAUGUGAGCGGUCGCCACCUGACCGACGUGGAUCUUCUGGAGGAUUUGGAGCAUCUCAAGGAGACGCUGGAGGAGUACCGCAAGACCAAGACGACCUUUGACGAGUACGCCGCCGAAGUUCAGUCUGGCCACCUGCGGUGGUCACCGCCUCACAAGCACCAAACUUUCUGGGCGGAAAAUGCGCGCAAGAUCCUGGAGUACGAGCAGGGCCAGAUACCGCGCAAGCUGGCCGAGAUUAUGAAGAAGCCCUGGGACAAUGACAAGGCGGUGCUGGCGAUUGCAUGCAACGACAUUGGCUGUCUUGUCAAGGAAGUGCCCGAGAAGAGGGUGCAGCUUGAGAAGCUGGGGAUCAAGGCACGCAUCAUGGAAUUGAUGCAGGACUCUGACGAGAACGUUCGCUGGGAGAGUCUGCGGGCCCUCGGGGGUUGGCUCAAGUACAGCUUCGAGGAGCAGUAG
Molecule: messenger RNA, 1434 nt
Organism: Microdochium trichocladiopsis
Lineage: Eukaryota; Fungi; Ascomycota; Sordariomycetes; Xylariales; Microdochiaceae
Product: armadillo-type protein
Exons: 3
Coding region: 1-1434 (477 amino acids)
Biological process (GO): proton transmembrane transport
Cellular component (GO): vacuolar proton-transporting V-type ATPase, V1 domain; fungal-type vacuole membrane
Molecular function (GO): proton-transporting ATPase activity, rotational mechanism
Source: RefSeq, a predicted model, not a curated record